GCGAAGAGGGUCUUACACCGACCACGGCUGCUGCGCUGGCGGCCACAGAGGAACAGUUCCCUUACGUCCUCUUCUCCGCGCCGCCGGGCCGGUCUGGGGGAGCGGAGGAGUAUGCGGCAGCAGUGGCGGAGGCUUUCCGGCACUGGAGCGGGCAGGGAGGGGUCUUUACCUCCUCAGCGGGCGUCUUCGCCGAGGAUGCAGGCGGCCGCGUAGACGAGGCUUCGCCGGUGGCAUCCACUGCCUCCGCCUCGCGGCUGCUGGCUGCCGAGGCGGCCGCCAGCAAGGCUGGUGCCGCAGUCCUCAGGCUCGGUGGGCUCUACGACAUCGACCGCGGGCCACACUCCUAUUGGCUGAAGGUAGGUGCUGUCAAGGGCUACCCAGAGGGCCUCAUCAACCUCGUUCAUUAUGAUGAUGCCGCGGCCGCAGCAGCUGCCGCCCUGGCGGCGCACGCCGGGGAGAUCUUCGUCGUUGCCGACGGCGAGCCCAUCAGCCGUCGCGGCAUCUGCGAAGCGGCCCUGAAGUCGCAGCGUUACAAGGAUGCUGCAAUGCCCAACUUCGAGGCAGCAGAUGCACCGGGGGGGCGGGGCAAGGUUCUGGAUGCCUCCCGUUUUCGUACCAGCGUCGGCUGGAAGCCGGAGUGCAGCUCUUUCGCAAGCUUUAUGGCUGCUCACUGA
Molecule: messenger RNA, 674 nt
Organism: Symbiodinium sp. CCMP2456
Lineage: Eukaryota; Dinophyceae; Suessiales; Symbiodiniaceae
Source: the annotation of a GenBank genome assembly